UCUCCAUCACUCUCAGCUGGAGGAUCUGCAAGUUGCACAUUCCAGAGUGUGUGUACGUGUGUGUUGUGUGUGUGUGUGUGUGUGUGAGAAAGAGAGAGAGUGACAGAGGGGGUGUCUAGAUGGAUAGGACCUUGUUAUCCAUUGCGUCAAGGGCUCUGUAAUUCCUGGCUGUAAUCUGCAACCAACUGGACACAUAGAUGACACACUGCACUGUUGCCCUUCCUAAAUACAAAGGUGAAGCAGGACAGAGAACAUGGACAGUUUGAUCCGGCACUUGGAACGAGACCAAGAGGGUACAUCGCUACCACUGCCAGUCACGCUUCCAGCCUGGUUGGAGGACACGAAUGAGACCGUGGGGAAUCAAUUCCAGCAGCCCAACUGGCAGGUGGCUCUGUGGGCUUUAGCCUACUCCCUUAUCAUCCUGGUCUCCGUCACUGGGAACGUCACGGUCAUCUGGAUCAUUCUAGCUCACAGACGGAUGAGGACUGUGACUAACUAUUUCAUCGUCAACCUGGCCUUCUCUGAUGUUUCCAUGGCAACAUUUAACACCCUCUUCAACUUUGUCUACGCUCUACACAACGACUGGUACUUCGGCCUGGGCUACUGCAGAUUCCAGAACUUCUUUCCCAUCACCGCUAUGUUUUCAUCCAUUUACUCCAUGGCUGCCAUCGCAGUGGACAGAUACAUGGCCAUCAUCCACCCUUUGAAGCCCCGCCUCUCCUCCACCUCCACCAAGGUUGUGAUAAUGCUCAUAUGGAUCGUAGCCAUCUUACUCGCAUUCCCACAGUGCUACUACAGCGUGACAAGAUUUUACUACCCGAGAACUGUCUGCAUGGUCGAUUGGCCGGACGACUAUGGCGGAACACAUCAACUCAGCUACCAGUUUGCUGUCAUAUUGCUGAUCUACCUGUUCCCCCUGCUGGUGAUGCUGGUGACCUACAGCCUGGUAGGCAGGACCCUGUGGGGAGGCCACAUCCCCGGAGAGGCGUCGGACCACUACCACAGCCAAAUCACAGCAAAGAGAAAGGUAGUCAAGAUGAUGGUUGUUGUGGUGGUGACAUUUGCUCUGUGUUGGUUGCCCUACCACACAUACUUCAUAUUGGGAUCAUUCAAUAGAGACAUUUACAAGCAACAUUACAUUCAACAGGUUUACCUGACCAUUUUUUGGUUAGCAAUGAGCUCCACCAUGUACAACCCUAUCAUUUACUGCUGUCUAAACCAAAGGUUCCGUGCUGGUUUUCGUCACGCCUUCUCUUGGUGUCCUUUCAUCAAAGUAACAGAGGAGGACAAGAUGGAGCUGCAGUACACACACACCUUCAGAGUGACCAUGACGCGCAGCCAAGGCAACAACAGCGCGCACACAUCCAUAGAUACAAACAACACUUGGGAUGUAAACAAAGGAUAUGGGCAAUGAUGACGCAAAUGAUGGUAGGACAUUCCUGAUGUAAAGAAGCUGGUUUGGGCAUCUUUACAUUGGAACAACACUGGUGGUUUGAUUGGAGGACUUGGUUUUACAGUGAUGGUGUUCUAAUGAUUGUUUAAAAAAAAUAACAGAAGACCGUUUUUUGAGUUUACAUUUGCUGCUAUUGUGAAUGAUCGUAAGGCCCACCUCAUAUCAUUUUUGUCUUUAGUGAAGUGUUUCUCAAAAUUGGGUCUGCAGACGCCAACUUAAAAAAGCUUAAAAUGUGUAGUGAGCUUUAAAUUUGAAAAGUACAGCUGUUGCUUUGCUUCUUUUUUUAGUUGUAUUUACCCCUUUUUUGUGUAUUAUCACUGAUUGUGAAAGGGUACACAAAAGAGUCAAAGAAAAUGCAGUAAACACAAAAACUACAGACUGGGAGCGUGGGAGCAAGGAGUGUGCUGUUUUACCCAAUCUCAUUCUGUUUUUGAACAAAUUCUAGACCAGAGGUGUCAAACUUGCGGGCCGCAGGCCAUUUGUGGCCUACCAAAUCAUAUUUUGCGGCUCACGACAACAGGCUAACACUGGUGUUAUCACACAGAGACGUAUCAAGAUACUGUAUUAUUGUUAUUGUGAUCCAUGUAUCACUAAUCAUAUCAUGAGAUACCCAGCCCUACUCCAAUACUUGAUGCGAUCCAGCCUCACCUCCAGGGGCCCCCCAGUGAAAUUGAGUUAGAGACCCCUGUUCUAGAGUUUAGUAGAUUUCCUUGUUUUCCCACUGCCAAACAUAUCACGUUUUUACUGCUGGACUAGUAGACAUGCCUGUCUGUGGGGGAACAUUUAAGUUUUUAUAUUUAUUGGCUAAGCGAAACACACAUUGGUAGAUCUAGAUGGCUGCAAAAUAUAUUUAGGGAAAAAUCACACAUAGAUAAGUAUCAAUGAUUGGUGUAUUUAAAAUCAUUCAUUCAUUUUCUAUACCGCUUCUCCUCAAUUAAGUCGCAGUGGUAUGCUGGAGCCUAUCCCAGCUGACUUCCGACGAGAGGCGGGGUACACUCUGGAUUGAUUGCCAUGGAACAAAAAUCCCACAUGCAUAUUAAAAGUGUCAGGUCUGUCUUGGCAGAACGCAUUUAGAUUCCAAUAUGCAUAUUCAAUAUUAGCCAGGAAGACUGAUUUUAAAUGAAUAUCACACAAUGUGAAAUGUAUGCAAAGCUGCAGAGAUAGAACAUGUAAAAAAAAUCCUGCAUUAAUUUGACAUUGUACAAGGACAUACUGCACUAUAUUGCAUAUACUCUAAUGUUUCCUGUUAUUUGAAGAGUCUUUAUUCAUAAGGCAAGACAUUUUCAUUCCCUCAUGCACUUUAGUUCUUUAUUAGAAUGGCCAAUAAUUAUCUGAUAUUGGUAUCUUCCCUACAAUGACAACUGAUAUAGAGCAUGCAGUGCAAGCAUUGCAUUUGCAGAGAUUGCAGCAUGAAAGCAGUUAUAGUGCUAAAACAUCAUAGAGCAAUGUAAUAAGUAGGUAACACAUGUUGCACAUAUCGGUAUCGGUUGAUAUUAGAAUUGGAAAUCGAGAGUUGGCCAAUAUCAGCAUAUCGGUUAUCAGCAAAAAAGUCAAUAUCCGACAUUCCCUAGUUUAUUUUAUGCUUGAAAAGUGAAAAUGGAGUGUAUUAAUGUAAUCGAAAUGUAAAUAAUCAGUGGCAAUCAUGCAGAUCUGGUCCUGAGUACUAUUUAUGAAUAUGUAUAGUGGCAUUGUUAAUAAUUUGUUUGGUGUCUGCACAAAAU
Doryrhamphus excisus (bluestripe pipefish) is the source of this 3174-nucleotide messenger RNA. RefSeq names its product tachykinin receptor 2 (gene tacr2). Gene Ontology annotation, cellular component: plasma membrane; sperm midpiece. Gene Ontology annotation, molecular function: substance K receptor activity. Lineage: Eukaryota; Metazoa; Chordata; Actinopteri; Syngnathiformes; Syngnathidae. The record is from RefSeq and is a predicted model, not a curated record. Gene Ontology annotation, biological process: G protein-coupled receptor signaling pathway; positive regulation of flagellated sperm motility.